This is a messenger RNA of Iphiclides podalirius (scarce swallowtail), 321 nucleotides long. Lineage: Eukaryota; Metazoa; Arthropoda; Insecta; Lepidoptera; Papilionidae. The record is from the annotation of a GenBank genome assembly.
AUGCCCUCGCAAGUCCACAGUCCGGACGUUCGAAAUUCGAAAGUGUCACUCGACGCGUUCGGUGCUCGCGACGUGGUCCCGAUAGAACUUGCGGCGUGGCAGGCGACCGGUCCCGUUAGCCGCGGUCGCCCACGAGGUUCGGAGCGCACUGGCGCUCGCUCUGGGCGGGCGGCCGCGCCCCCUCCCCCGCCGCCCGCGCCCCUCGCCCGCCACUGCCUCCCGGAUUCCACGCAUUCCAUCGCGCGCCCUAAGCGCCGUUUAAGUGUUUACCAAAGCUCGUGCGAUAGGACGCGCCAGGGUCCCCUCGUGUGUCUUCGACAA